CCGCUCUUCGGAUAAACUGGAAAAAUAGAGUAAAACUACAACACACGACUUUAGUUCAGAACUGAAACAGAAAGGGGAGCAAACCAAAUACACGGUUCUUGAGCCUCCGCAGGGACCGUGGCUAGAGUCAAUUGCUUCUGCAAACAGCUUGUGGAGCUUCUUGAGAUGGUAGAAUAUUCCUGAAAUUGGAGAAAGAGGCAUUAGGAGGCACUGAUUUCUUGUUCUUCGCCAAUAUAGGGGACAUUGUUUGCAUCUGUACCCUUAAUUUGGGAAAUUAAAAGGUUUUGCUUAGGGAUUAUCCGCUAUAAUCGACGUAAAAUGAAAAGUUAAUAGCUUCUCAACAUUUUUUUCCCCUUUCUGGUUUAGAUUUAGAAAUAUGCUGCUGUGCCAGGGCUUUUUUACCCACCCUUUUGACAAAUUCUCACAUGGGUGUGGGGGCGGGUGGGACCCAAGGUGAAUUUAAAAUGCAAGAAAAGGCCCCACCGACCCCCAAAUGUGAGAAUAGAUCAGGGAGGGUGUCAAAACCCUCCCUGGCACAGCAGCAUGGUUCUUUCUUGAACUGUAUAUAUGUAUGGUAUUCUGUCUUGCUGCUCUAGAUUGGAGUCCAAAGCUUGUUUAAUGUCUAAUUGCACUGUAAAUGAAUCGAAUUUGAACGUGUUCGCCGGCUCAGUAUGUUAAUGCAAUGAUUAAUCAGAUAAAAUACUAAAAGUUUGUGGAGAGUGGGCUUGACUAAAACAAGACUUACUAUGUUUAUGUAAACCUUCAUUUGCUAUCCCAAUGAAUUCUGUCGUGGAUAAGUUUGAUUAUACAGUCUUUCUUUCUCUGGAAAAAAUCCAUAAGCUUGUGAUUAAUUUGGCUAAAUUGGUUGCUGACGAUCUGUUUCCUUUGGGCUUUUCUUGGAGGUACUUUGAGUCAAUCGGAGUGGAGAAAAAUUAAUUCAAAUAGUCAACAAGAUGUUCAUUGGAUAUAAGACUUAGCUUGUUGUUGCAUUUCUGUUGUAUGUCAAUGAUUGUGUUUCUUCCAUAGUUACUUGAUGAUAGAAAUUGGCAAUUUUUUUUUGCCCCUUUUAAGUGUCAGUAGACUCAGUACAGAAUUUGACUCAUGGGUUUGCCGAGAUUUACACGUCCCAAGGGAGGGGAUGGCGAGUCAAGUCCAAACCUCUAUGUAGCUAACUGUGGGCCUGCAGUUGGACUUUCAUUUGAAACUAUCAUGUCCGUGUUUGGUACGUAUGGUGAAGUUAAGGGAGUUUAUGCAGCAGAUGAGAGUGGAACUCGUGUUAUUGUCUCCUAUUAUGAGGAAAGUAGCGCACAAGCAGCACUGAAGGAAUUAGAUGGACACCCAUGUGCUAAUCUUGGAGGCCGUUCGUUGCACAUUCGCUAUUCUGCACAAUCAUUGGGCAAGGUUAAGGUCAAUGACACUAUUGCAGUAUCAACAUCAGCUUCAGAUUUAAAGGUUCCUGGUGUUUACUUAGUGCAUGACUUUGUCACUGCUAAAGAAGAGGAGGAAUUACUUGCAGCAGUGGAUAGUCAGCCAUGGCAACAUCUUGCCAAAAGAAGAGUUCAGCAUUAUGGGUAUGAGUUCCGUUAUGAUAUAAGGAAUGUUAACACAAAGCAAUACUUAGGUGAUCUUCCAUCCUUUGUGUCUCCAGUACUUGGUAGGAUCAAAAUGUUUCAAAAAUUUGACUCUUCUGUGGAUGUAUGUGUGGAUCAAUUAACGGUCAAUGAAUAUCCACCUGGGGUUGGUUUGUCUCCACAUAUAGACACCCAUUCAGCAUUUGAGGGAUCGAUUUUCAGCCUUUCAUUGGCUGGCCCUUGCAUCAUGGAAUUCAGACUGUAUUCAAAAGGUGUUUGGCUGUCGACAUAUACUUCCAGUUUUGAUGCAGAGGAGCAAAUAUGUGAAAAUAGCUCAAAUUUUUUGCGGAAAGCUAUUUAUCUUCCACCUCGAUCAAUGUUAUUGUUAUCUGGAGAGGGCCGAUAUGCUUGGCAUCAUUACAUUCCACACCACAAGGUGGACAAAGUGAAGGACAGUGAAAUCCGGAGGGGCCCAAGGAGAGUGUCCCUUACAUUACGCAAGGUCAGGAAAGGUCCUUGCCAAUGUGAAUUUCCUCAGUAUUGUGAUUCUCAAAAUUAGGAGGAUUUUUAAUCUUGGCGCAUACUGUGACUGGUGACCCUAUAGAUUGGUUGAUACAGGGAAUUUGAGUUCCAUGAGAAUCUGAAUCUCUGAUCUUCCCUCUUACCAGAAUUGUGAUUCCUAUCAUAGAUUAUGGGAAUGAGUUAUUAUGAUUAUGUUAAAGUGAAGAAUUUACAUCAGAACAGGAAGCAUUUCAUGCAGAUAUACACUAUGAAUUAACUUAUUUAGCCUUUUCAAAUAAGAAGAUGACAAUUACUGACAAAGAUAGGAGGGAAAAGCGAUAGUUUUCGAAUAUUUGUUGAAUAUUUUUGCACUAUGCAAUAAAAUUCUUUAAAUUGUUUUGCCA
Molecule: messenger RNA, 2476 nt
Organism: Olea europaea var. sylvestris
Lineage: Eukaryota; Viridiplantae; Streptophyta; Magnoliopsida; Lamiales; Oleaceae
Product: alkylated DNA repair protein alkB homolog 8-like
Exons: 8
Coding region: 1102-2130 (342 amino acids)
Biological process (GO): oxidative demethylation
Molecular function (GO): oxidoreductase activity; RNA binding; demethylase activity
Source: RefSeq, a predicted model, not a curated record